Molecule: messenger RNA, 5700 nt
Organism: Odontomachus brunneus
Lineage: Eukaryota; Metazoa; Arthropoda; Insecta; Hymenoptera; Formicidae
Gene: NFRKB
Product: nuclear factor related to kappa-B-binding protein-like
Exons: 15
Coding region: 371-5074 (1567 amino acids)
Cellular component (GO): Ino80 complex
Molecular function (GO): protease binding
Source: RefSeq, a predicted model, not a curated record
AAAUGAAAUAGAUGUAUAUACGUGAGAUUUGGUAGAAAAGAAAAGGCAAGAGAAAAAUAGAAAGGAAGUGCGCAGAGCGCAGCUAAAGAGAACCGAUCCAAUAUCACAGAGAGAGAAACCACAAUUUUCCGAUAUUAUUUAUAUAUGUAUACAUCAUGGCUACAUACAAACACUGUCACUCUCACCGCAUUUAACGCCAUGACUGAAAUAUGCUGGGAAAAUAUGGUUUUCCGAGGACAAAUAGCGACGUUAGUUUGCUUGAUGUAACUAUUAUCUAUAUGCUGUGUAGUGCACAGUGCUUGCACGAGCAAGGAAGUACCAGAGAGGUUCUCUCGCAUUUUUCAUAGUGGUGUUACAUGUAUAUUGUCAGAUGGAUGAGUGUUCGGUUGGUGGGGACAGCGCAGCUGAGGAAGAUGAGGAUGAUGCCUCGAGUCAUGGCUCUAGAAGCAAUAGUAGCAGUAGUAGCAUAAGUGGCAGUAGUACAACAACAGAUAGUGAUGAAGAUAGUGCUGAGGAACAUGCUACGAGCAGUAGUGAGAGUCAUAGUUCCGGAGAAGAGGACGAGGAUGAGAACGAAAAUACUGAAUAUAUGGUAAAUUCAGAGAGACCUGAUGCUUUGAGGUGGGAAACUUGCAUCGCUGCCAAUACUAAAGUAAAGUUACCACAAGAUCUUUGCGAACAUUUCAGUAUCUUUAAGGAAAUGUUAGAUUACCCACGCUUAUGGAACGAAUGCCUUACCGAGAAUCAGAGAGACACAUUGUAUAAUCUUUUACCGACUUUUCCAAAAGAUUGCAAUAUAGAGGCAGAAAUGAAUAAGUCGCUGCUCAUGUUGUUCAAUAGAGAAAACGACAGAUUUGGCACAUCGGCGCUGGAUAUAUUUCAUAAUCAUCUCUCCGCCGGCCACUAUCGUCCCGAUAUUAGGAGAAUGCGUAUCUUAGUGCGCAAGGCGCAAAAGAGGAGACUACUGUUCGAGGCACGGAAACGAUCAUACGAAUUGGCGAGUCAGCUGCUGAAGUCGCGAGAAAGUUUGCUGUCGAACGCGUAUAAACAGGGCUUCAGUCAGCCGGCGAAUCGAACGGUGUCCAAGCUUCACUGGCGCAAGCCAAAGCCAGUAAUGGUUGAAGAGAAGACCCAGUUGCGCUAUAUGGAGGAGUUGAACGCAGUCCGAGUGGAACUCGGGGCCAACACGAGGCUGGCCGCCGACACGACGUCCGAGAACGAGGAGAAUUAUCCGCAUUAUCCGUCGUCCGGGGCUAAGCAAAAGCGGAAACGGCGUUCCAUCAUGAAUUUCCAAGGACUGUCGGUGAGAGGUCUGCAACUUGAGGACGAAACGAUCCGGCCUGUGUUCUCCACCUUGCAGCGAAUGGAGUACGCGCCAAGCAAAUCGUUGCUUUUACGUGAACAAACGGAAGAGACUUAUCGCGCUAUGUUGAUCGCGCAUAAGAAACGACGGGCUCGUCGUGAUGUUCACCCGGAAUUGAAUACUCAAGGAAUUGCGCUUGCCGACCUCACGCAACGCUCGCAAGUUGGCCAGAAGAGAUUUUCCAUGGGUACUUCUAUGAGAGUCACGCCGGCCAAAAAGCGAAUCAAAGCCGAACAGAACCAGCUGCUCGCGCCGAAAUCGGCGAAUUUGUGUUCGGUGAAACACGAGAGUGAUAACAGCGAUUAUUCUCACACGACGGACGACAAUAGGCAGCCUAAUAUUCCAGACAUGGAUUACAGUAGAAUAACGACUCCUAUAAAGUCUGAACCGAUUGACGUAUACGAAACGCAUCACUUAGCUAAGAAGAAAAUGAGUCCAAUCACUCCGAAAUGUAGCAAGCCGAUAGUCAUGAAUACACCAGAGAUAAAAAAAGAAAUCGAAGACAUAGAGUACGACGAGGUGAAGACGGAAUUGAGCUCAGGCAUAAACGAAGAUAUAUUGGCCGAGACUGAAGAGGAGGAGGAGAACGAAACUAAGAAGGAACUCGACUUGGAUAAUAUCGAUAUGAUGCAUAUACCGAUCCAACUCGACGACGGGAUUGAUAUACUUGACGACGUAAAGUGUGAGGACGAAGCUGUAAUUUCAAUACCAGAAAAGGAACUAACUAUACCAUCCAAUGAGAAUGCUAUAGAUAUAAAUAACGGCGCGGAACUAAUGCAAGAAACGCACGCAUGCUUCUUCUCUCUGCUGCGAGACGCCUUUACCUCUAAGGGGGAAUACCGAAUGAGCACGGUGGAAAUGAAAGAAGCGAUCACGCAGUGGCAAGGCAAUCCUAUCUCUCCGCUGAACGAUUGGUAUUCUCUGGCACCUUCGUGGCCCGCGUUAGUACCGCUAGCUCUGGGAUUUCUCGCCGGUGAAUUGACAUAUUCCCAAGAGCUGGAUCAACGACAAGAGCGCGAGCAGGAUUUGGUGCCCUACUUAGAGAACAAAGGUCGCGGUGUGUACGCGUGGAUCGGCGCCGGUCGCGACUCCGACACUCGAUUAUCAGACCUGUGUACAAAGUUCCUCAUGUAUAAAGACUCGCUGGGUCCUCCUAAUACUUCGACCACGAGCUCUGUGGCAACCGCGAAACCGCAGGCUCAGCUCGUCCCUGUGAACAACAGCGCGACGACCAACAACGCGAUCGCGAUCAGCAGCUCGAGCGGCAGAAGCGGAAGUCCUGCGUCAGAAACUACCACCACUACUACCACCACUGUGGACACUGGUACCGUUGGUAAUGUUGCGGAAUCAGAGCCACCUCGAGCAUCGUGCUACACGGAAUGGAAGGUUCGUCCAUCCACGGUGGAGGAGCGCGAGGAAUUCCGUAGGCAAGAGCGUAUGCGUUACGCCGCACCUCACAAGGCGUUCACCUAUCGUAUGCACGGCUACGCGUCUGUAGUUGGCCCGGUGAAGGGAAUCUAUCAACACAAUGUCGGUACCGGACCGACCAAGCCGCGAGGUCACUCGCUGUUGGUGGCGGACCGACCAAACUUCGUAACGAUCUUAGCGUUGGUCAGGGACGCUACCGCCCGUCUGCCUAACGGCGAAGGAACUCGCGCCGAUAUCUGUCAGUUACUGAAGGAUUCCCAGUAUAUUAGGGAACAGGGAGACAACGACGACAAGGAGGGCUAUCUUCAUUCUGUGGUUUCAGGGGCUCUUGAUAGAUUACAUUACGAAACGGAUCCCUGUGUAAGAUAUUAUCCACGUCGUAAGGAGUGGCUGUAUCUUCAUCGAGCACGCUCGGAAAGUGAAUUCGAAAUGUAUCAUCAGAAGUUACAAGGCGUCGCGAAGAAUAAAAAGAAUCUUGGCAGUGCAUCGCGCAAUAAAUCGCUGCAGCCAAUUCUUAAGUCGACUAACAUGAACAAGGAACAGUCUACGAAUACUAAAGAAACCACCGCUAAGAAAGAAAGACGGACGACAACGCCUGCGCAAACUGCCGCGUCCAAGAAAGAGCAAAGUAAAGCCGAAGAGAAAAUUGUCAAUGAGCAUCCCGUCGCCACAGAGCAGCCUGUUAAUACCAAUGUGGAGGUAGCGGUUAGCGCGGUAUCUACGCCGGCUAUUUCUAUCGUCGACUCGUCCGUUCCUGUUGUGUCACUUUCAAGCUCCUCGGGCUCGGUCACUAGCGUAGCCCUGGAGCGAGAUAACGUCAUGUCGAUCGAAACGAAGUCACAACUCGCUCCGAUAACGACAGUGAAAAAGGCGUCGAACAUAGGUGGCAAACCGGUCACCGUGGUUAAGACGAACGCCGCGCAGAGUCUGUUGCAGUCGAAUCAGCAUAAUUUCCCGCAUCAUCAAAUUCAAGUGUCCACCUCAGCCGGCUUGCAGACUAUCCGUCUGUCUGGGCAUUCGGUGCUACAGUCCGCGCAACCUGUUCCAUCUAACAGUGGCAAUAAUAGCGGUUCCAACGUAGCAAAUGGGACGGCAAAUUUGACGACGAUUCUACCGUCUACGAAGGUGCAACAGCAGCAGCAACAGCAACAACAACAACAACAGCAGCAGCAACAGCAACAAACUAUCGUUGCGAAUCAAGCGGGAAAGAGUAUUUUGCAGACUACCAACAUGAAGCAACAACAGGCGCAACAACAGCACGUAUUACCAGGCAAAACUCUAUUGGCGUCACAGAUCAAAUUAGUUAGUUCCAGUCAGAUUAAAUCGUUACUUACGGGUCACGGUUUGCAAGGUCAAACCAUAUUCAUUAAACAGUCGUCUCCGUCUGGUAAUCAGACGCAACAAUUGCAACAACAACAACAACAACAGCAGCAACAACAGCAGCAGCAACAAUUAAAACAGCAACAACAACAGCAGUUGCAACAACAACAGCAACUGCAGCAGCGAGUUGUGGCUAAUCAACAACAGCCUCUACAGACUUCCGGGAUGCAGCGCAUCAUCGCGCAAAUCGGGGGAAAGCCCAUUGCUGUGCAGAUACAGCAGUCGCCCCAUCAGCAGCAGCAGCAAAAAAUCCUGGCGAAAGUCUUAACGAACAGCAGUGGAGGACAAAUUAUAUCGGUCGAGAGUCUGCUCGCUCAAAAAGGAUUAAAAUUGGCUACCACAACCGGUCAUGCUAAUCAACUUAAUAGACAGGGCAAGCAAGUGAUACAAACUCAAUAUCAGGUGGUGCCGCAACAGCAAGCGUCCUCUGGUCAGUCGAAAAUAAUAGUCAGCACGCAACACCAACAAUCUCAGUCGCAACAAGCGCAAACUGUCCGCAUGGUCACCGCUCAACUUGCGGGCAAGCCAAUCGUAUUGGCAAGCGGCAAUAAAAAUGUCGGAGUCGCGGUAAGCGCUAGCGGCGGAAACGUGGUGUUGGGCAAGCAGCCAACAUCUUCCCAGCAACAGCAGCAGCAGCAGCAACAUCAACAGCAGCAGCAACAGCCGCAACAGCAGCAGCAAACGCAACAACCGAUCAUCUUGCCAAGCCAGUUGCUCAAUAUCAAAACACUGCAUGGACUCAAGGUGAUACCCACUCCAUCCGGAUUGAAAACUGCCGGAGGUGCUGUGUACGCUCGCGUCAUCACUCCGACGACAAUAGCCUCCACGACGCAGCCAACGGUAAAUCAGCAGCAAACCCUUCAGGCGCAAUCGCCGAGAAACACUUCGUACGGUACACCUUGACAGGAUUGAUGUUCUUUACGUAUGUUUAUGCUUAAUCCGCUUAGCGUCAUUUCUUUCACUGUUUGUAUAUUGCGCGCCCCUUAAAUUAAAAGUUUACGGUGAAAUCUCGAUGGCGUGUUUCGGUAAGGAUCAUAUGGAGUGAUUAUACAUCGCACUUGAUUAGUUUGAUAGCUACCCUAUGUAGCUAUGUAGCAAUCAUAAAGAUUGAAACAAAAAACAUUAAACUCAUAACGAAGAUAGUUAAAUUUUAGUGAUACUCGACGUUUCGCGAUUAUAGUUCCGUCAGCGAUCUUGGAUCAUGAGACUCGUCGGGAGUAACGAGAAUCACGCGAAUGACUCGUACGGCUCAUGUACAGAUAAAUCAUUUUUUUAGGGACAUUCAUACACGACACAUGAUUAUGAUGAGCUCGUAGAAAGAUCUCGUUUCUGACGCUUAUCGUCCAAUAUACUUGACGAAGCUGUCGCGGAUUUUCAUCGUCUACCAAGCGGCAAAUAAAUCGAAUAGAGAGCUGGAAUGUCGAUUUAUUUAUAAAAUAUACCGUAUAUUAUUAAAUUUAUUUUAUCAUGUAUCAAGAAAUUGUGAAGCGUAAAGUUAGUAUAUAAAUAAACUUGCAUAUAAUAUUCAA